GGAAAUAUGCAUCCCCCAGAGCAUUACAUCAACCAGGUUGGAGCCAUGGAAGCGGAGGAGAGCAGACGGGGCCGCCUUUCACCAAAGGAGAAGAUUGCAGAGGAUGGAGCCCAACUCCGGAGACAGUUGGACCAAGACCUGACAAUGACACUCCUUCUUCAACGCUGCCAAGAAACACGAUUUAACCUACUUCCGUGCGAUGCAUCCGAAUGCCUUAUAAAGCCAAGCGAUAGGGGCUACCAGGGGUCCACGCUCCGUCACCGGAUACUCACGGACAUGAGCCUCGGCGAUUCCUAUCACGUUCCAUGUCUCGAGGCCAUGCUUGACCUACCGCAGCUUGUCCCAUCCCGAUUUAAACUCGACACCAGCCCCUAUAGAUGGAAUUAUAAUAGACCGUGGAGCAGGGGUUUUAUGAUCAAGGAAUGGUUCGAUCGCAGUGGACAAGUUGACCUGGGAAAGCUUGCCACUUACUUUGAGCAUAUGGAUAUGUACUGGAAGGAACGAGGCGAUUGGAGUACAAGAGACAUCGAGUGGCAAAUUGCGCACUAUGAGUGCCAAACCGACUGCGGGGCCGAUGGCUGGCAGGAACGCCCCAGCCCACCAAUAUGUCCUAAUAUCAAGAGUUAUACAGCUGAAGAGGGCGGCGAUGGUAAA
Molecule: messenger RNA, 654 nt
Organism: Emericellopsis atlantica
Lineage: Eukaryota; Fungi; Ascomycota; Sordariomycetes; Hypocreales; Bionectriaceae
Exons: 1
Source: RefSeq, a predicted model, not a curated record